AUGGCCCUUGGUUGCCGGUUAUUUCUAAUAAUGACUAAUGGCGCCCGCCGCGACGACAGGGCUCCGCCGCCGCCUCGACCUGCCGGCCGCGGCGAGGCACAGGCGGCGGCGGCGGCAGGAGGCGGCGGUGUCUGGUGGCGUCCCCCGUUGCGCGCCGAGGACGAACACGCCGUCAUCGUCGCGGCGCUCGCGCACGUCGUCGCCGCCGGGAGGCAGGCGCAGCCGCCACCGGCCGUGCUCGGCCAGCAAGUGAUGCUGAUGCACCGGACCGCGGCGGCGCCGCCGCCGACGGUGGAGCCGCAGCAGCGGCCGCGGUACCGCGGCGUGCGGCAGCGGCCGUGGGGCAGGUGGGCGGCGGAGAUCCGGGACCCGGUGAAGGCGGCGCGCGUGUGGCUCGGCACCUUCGACACCGCCGAGGACGCCGCGCGCGCCUACGACGCCGCCGCGCUCCGCUUCAAGGGCGCCAAGGCCAAGCUCAACUUCCCCGCGGGACACCAGUGCCAGCAGCCGGGCGCCACGGCGGCGGCUUCGACGUCGGCGGCGCUGGCGCCGGCUCCGCGGUGGGGGACGCGCCACGCCGCAGGUCCGCCGAGCGCAGCUGCGGCUGGUCCCGGUCAGGAGGAGGUGGAGUUCCCGGACCUCAGCCGGUACGCGCACAUCCUGCAGAGCGGCGGCGACCUGGACCUACAGGCCAUCGCCGGCGCUGGCGGGCUGACGCCGGGUCGGUCCUCGACCACCACGGCCUCGGCGUCGUCAUCGUCGCCGCCGGCGCCGUCGGUGGAUUGGUCGCCAUGGCGAGGUCCUACCUAA
Miscanthus lutarioriparius is the source of this 810-nucleotide messenger RNA. The record is from the annotation of a GenBank genome assembly. Lineage: Eukaryota; Viridiplantae; Streptophyta; Magnoliopsida; Poales; Poaceae.